Messenger RNA from Spodoptera litura, 1358 nucleotides. It is a transcript of the gene Rilpl, whose product is annotated as Rab interacting lysosomal protein like. Gene Ontology annotation, cellular component: ciliary basal body; cytoplasm. The record is from RefSeq and is a predicted model, not a curated record. Gene Ontology annotation, biological process: cilium assembly. NCBI's taxonomy places the organism in Eukaryota, Metazoa, Arthropoda, Insecta, Lepidoptera, Noctuidae. Gene Ontology annotation, molecular function: dynein light intermediate chain binding; small GTPase binding; protein dimerization activity.
AUGGCGCACUUGCGAAAGGUGUUUAGUUUACUGUAACUUUUAUUUUUAUGUAGUGCCGUGAAGUGAAAACCAAGUGAUUUUAAUGCCGUACCGCAGGCGCUUCUCAGCCAAGAUGCCAGAUUUCGACGACGAAGUGACUGUCGUCGAUGUUUACGACCUGGCAUCGGACAUUGGCAAGGAAUGCGAGAUAAUUAUUGAAAAAUACGGCCCUGACGCCGUUACAGCGCUGCUGCCGAAGGUGAUUAAUGCGCUGGAGUUGUUGGAGAACUUGGCGGUGCGGAACGAGAAGGAGAAUCAGGCGCUGCAAGAGUUGACGGCUAAGAUUUCACAGUUGGAGAAUGAUAAAAUUGAGAAGGCUGAAUACAGGCAGCGCUUCGAGAAGGAAAUAGAAGCAAUCGAAGAACAAUGGCGGACGGAAUCAGCAGAAUUGGUGACUGCAGUAGCCAGGCUGCAGGACGAGAACAAACGUCUACGGCGGACCAUCAAUGCACCUGCAGACGGUUCAAGCGCACCGCCAUCACCAGCUCGGGAACACGACCAAGAAGUCCUGUCUCGGCUGAGCAGCACUGCGGAGAAGCAAAGAGCUACGUUACGUCAUCAGGAGUUACAACUACAAGAGAAGCAGCAGUUGAUUGACAGCUUGACGAAUCAGGUGGAGAAAUUGGCACAAGUCAGCCGGGAUCUACGGCGGAAGCAUAAGCAAAUACAGAAUCAGAUGCGCCUAGUCUGCGAGGAGCGUUCAGAGCUGACGGCGAUAGUGCAGUCACAACAGAGGGACAUCGCCGCGCUGCAACAAGAUAGCGCACAGAACAAGAAGUGCCCAACAUGCGGCGUGGCGACUCCAGACGGCGGUGACGAUGACGACCAGUCCUCGAAGCCUACCUUCAGCGUACGGGAACUGCGCGCCAUAUUACAUGAGCGUAACGAGCUUAAGCUGAAGCUCAGCCGGGCGGAGGAGCAGCUCAGUGCUCUGCAGGCUGACCAGCAACAUGAUAGUGGAUCAGACACAUCACCAUCAGUGAGCACAGCGCACCCUGAGGAGGAAGAGCCUCCAGUCCAAGGUCCACUGCCAGCAGAACCUGACGACGCACCAUGGAAGAGGAACAGCGGAAUCAGGAAGUUUUUUCGCAAGCUCUUUGUUGAGUCUGAUCUCGCCGUGGGCGGAUUCCAGCGGCGCUCGCUAUCCUCGCUCCGGGGCUCCGCCGCGGCCGCGUCCCCCGCGCCCCCCUCGCACCCCGCAGGUGCCUCCGCCCCCGCGUAGACACUCCAUCCCCCCCGCACGCCCGCACGCAAUCUCCGCCGCACCCCUUCACACCCCCCCGCACCGACGCUACUCGGACAUCAGGAACCCUCCCGUC